AUGGUCCACCCACACCCGCCCACCAACGGCUCGCGAGACGACCCACCUGACACGCUCCCCUCCGAGUCCCUCGCUCGCUCAACUCGCUCCCCAGUGAGCGCCUCGCCGAGACCACCACCGACACUCGACACGGCCUCGCACUCGCCCACAAAGCGCCGCCGCACCCUCGACCCGAAACCUUCACCGCCUCGUCACCCCCACUCGCCCCUCGCCCUCUCGCUCGCCGGGUCCACUGCCACAGCCGCACUCGACGCAGCCAUCGAGCAGCCUCACCCACCCGCCGACCACGACGCCGCCGACGAGCUCGAGCGCGUCAAGAACGGCGCCUACGGCUACCUCGUCCAGGACGUCCAGUGCUGCACCGCGCGCGCCUCGCACCCGCUCAAGCCCCUCCUCACGGCCCCGCUCAAGUGCCAGGCGUGCACGAGCCGCCACUCGGGCUUCACCUGCGCCUUUGUCGGCCUCAGGUCCUUCCCGCUCGACCGCGACGAGCGCCCACAACCGUACCCGGCUUUCGUCGACGCGCACGACGGCGAUGACGAGCGGCCCGUGUUCCCCCUCGGCGCCGCGCCGGCCGCCUCCUCUUACUCGAACUCCUCCUCCUCGGCGCCGACUUUCACCGCCCCGACGUCGACCGCCGCCCCUCCCUCGUUCAACAGCCCCCUCACCCCUCACCACGCCCACCUCCUCCGCACCACCGCCGCGACCCACCUCCCCGCCCACCUCGCCCUCGAGCUCGCCCACGCCCACCUCCCGACCUGCGCCCGCGUCGCGCGACGCACCCUCGCGACCCGCACCACGUGCGAUGGCUGCAACGCCGCCGUCUUGAGCGGGAGCUGGAUCUGCACCAGGUGCGGCAGGGAGUACUGCCUCGCGUGCGGGGCCGCACUCGGGGCGCUCGCGGCUCGCGCGGCGGCGGCGGCGACGGCGGCAGCGGGGGCGGGAGAAGGCGGCGAGGACGACAAGGACGAGGGCACGGCGGCGCGCGAGGACAAGCUCACGCGGUGCAAGGCAGCGCGGCCCGUCGCGCGCCACGCGCUCGACGACCUCGUGCCGCUCGCGCGCAUCCCGGCCCGCGAGCUCAGGCGCGUGCAGGGCGCCAUGGAGCGCUGGGUCGCGCAGCACGGCGCUGCCGCGCAGCAGAAGAAGGAGGAGGAGGAGGAGGAGGAGGAGGGGGAGGAGGAGGAGCGGGCACGGGCGGGCGAGGAAGAGUGGGACGCGUGGGUCGAGCGGCACAGGGUUACGAGCGGCGGCGAGCGCGAGGCCGAGCGCGGCAGGCCGUCCGUCAGGCUCGGCGCCGGGCUCGUCCCGCCGCGGCUCGACGAGGGCUGGCGCCGCGCCGCCGCUGCGCCGCGCGUCAACGGCGAGGGCGGUGGGAGCGAGGCCGCGGGCGAGAGCGACGAGCGCGACGACGACGCUCCGCCGGGCCGCCUGUCGCAGGAGGCGCUGUUCCGCAAGCUGUGGGCGCGCGGCGAGCCGAUCCUCGUCGACCUCGAGGUCCUCGAGCGCUCGUCGUCCACCGCCACCUCGACCACGACGUCGGCCCCGACAACCGCCGUCGCGGCCACCGCCACCUCGCCGUCAGCCCCGUCAAGCGACGCCCCGCAGCGCACCGACCCUCUCCCCUCCUCCUCGUCCUCCUCGCUCCCUCCCGCCGCCGCUCCCGCCGCCCCACCCGCGACACACGGCCUCCCCGCGCUCCCCUGGUCCCCAGCCUUCCUCGCCGCCGCGUACGGCGACCGCCCGUGCACGGUCGGGAGCAACACGCGCGACGACGCCGCGUACGGCGACCGCCCGUGCACGGUCGGGAGCAACACGCGCGACGACGAGCGCCACACGACCGUCGGCCGGUUCUUUGCUGGGUUCGGCAAGGCGGGCCGGCGCUCGGGCAGGGAGGGGGCGGACUGGCCGGCCGCCAAGGACUUUCGCGAGUACCCCGAGCUAUGGCACGACUUCAUGGACGUCCUCCCCGCCGGCGCCAUCACGCGUCGCGACGGCGUCCUCAACAUCUCGGCGCACGUGCCCGUCAACGCCAACCCGCCCGACUUGGGCCCAAAGGGCUACUUCUCGGAGAUCUCGGACGACGGCGAGGGCGGCAACGGGUCGACCAAGCUGCACAUGGUGAGCAUACGGCGCCGUCACAUGGGCUCGUCCUGCCCGCUCGACGUCGCCGACGCCGUCAACAUCCUCAUGUGGGCGAGCGACAUGCCCGAUGGCUUGCCCGGCGUCGCCAUCUGGGACCUGUACGCCGCCGAGGACGCCGACAAGAUCCGCGACUUUCUCUACGGGCACAUCGCCAAGCUCGAGGGCUUCAAGGACGCCGACGAGGCGCGCAAGAAGGUCGACGACCCCAUCCACACGCAGCGCAUCUUCCUCUCGGCCCCGCUGCGCGCCGCCCUCCUCGCGUCGCACGGCGUGCGCUCGUUCCGCAUCCUGCAGCGCCCGAACGAGGCCGUCUUUAUCCCCGCCGGGUGCGCCCACCAGGUGUGCAACCUGAGCAACUGCAUAAAGGUCGCGACCGACUUUGUCAGCGUCGAGAACGUCGCCCGGUGCUGGAAGUUGUCGGACGAGUUUCACGCGCAGACCAAGUCCAAGAGCCUGUGGUGCCCGGACGUCCUCGAGCUCAAGAGCAUGCUCCUCUGGGCCUGGUACUCGGCCGAGCGCCUCGACGACGCGCAGGACGCGAAGCUGGGCUCGACGAGCGGCGCAAACGGGACGACGAGCGGCGUGCAGGACGUCAAGACGAGCGGCGAGGAGGCUUGA
Rhodotorula graminis WP1 is the source of this 2763-nucleotide messenger RNA. RefSeq lists its product as uncharacterized. Lineage: Eukaryota; Fungi; Basidiomycota; Microbotryomycetes; Sporidiobolales; Sporidiobolaceae. Gene Ontology annotation, molecular function: chromatin DNA binding; transcription coregulator activity; histone H3K9 demethylase activity. The coding region runs from base 1 to 2763 and encodes 920 amino acids. The record is from RefSeq and is a predicted model, not a curated record. Gene Ontology annotation, biological process: regulation of transcription by RNA polymerase II. The transcript has 12 exons. Gene Ontology annotation, cellular component: histone deacetylase complex; chromatin.